Cucurbita moschata (crookneck pumpkin) is the source of this 695-nucleotide messenger RNA. Its product is annotated as photosystem I reaction center subunit V, chloroplastic-like. Lineage: Eukaryota; Viridiplantae; Streptophyta; Magnoliopsida; Cucurbitales; Cucurbitaceae. The coding region runs from base 48 to 530 and encodes 160 amino acids. Gene Ontology annotation, biological process: photosynthesis. The transcript has a single exon. Gene Ontology annotation, cellular component: chloroplast thylakoid membrane; photosystem I. The record is from RefSeq and is a predicted model, not a curated record.
CAUCCUCUUUCAAUUAUCCACUCCAAUUCUCUCAACCACCGUCACCCAUGGCCGCCGCCGCCGCCGCCUCCUCCUCUGCCGUCAUCACCGCCCCAACCUUCUCCGCAGCUGCCAGAAGGCAGCAGCCAAGCCCCUCCGCCCUCUCAUUCCAAGGCCUCCGCCUGCUGCCAACCAUCAAAUCUAGCCGCAAGCUCACCAGCUCUGGCACAAGGAGAUCCACGGUGGUGAAGGCAGCGCUGGAGCCAUCUGUUGUGAUAAGCCUAAGCACAGGGCUGUCCCUGUUCUUGGGGAGGUUCGUGUUCUUCAAUUUUCAGAGGGAGAAUGUGAGCAAGCAAGUGCCGGAGCAGAAUGGAGUGACCCAUUUUGAGGCCGGCGAUGUGAGGGCUAAGGAAUAUGUUAGCCUCUUGAAAUCUAAUGACCCUGUUGGGUUUAAUAUUGUUGAUGUUCUUGCUUGGGGCUCUAUUGGCCAUAUUGUUGCUUAUUAUAUCUUGGCUACCUCUAGCAAUGGCUACGAUCCUAAGUUCUUCUAGUCAUAUUCUUGUUCUUCAUGGAUUAUUGUGGUUUGUAUACCAAACUUUGCAUUUCUAAUGGGGUUAGGGACAUGGGUUUUGUGAGUUGUUGUGUAUUAUUGUUAUUGCAAUGGUUCUUUUUCACAAUUACUUCUCGAUAUGAUUACGUGAUUUGUUUACCCAAAA